Molecule: messenger RNA, 6556 nt
Organism: Mobula hypostoma (lesser devil ray)
Lineage: Eukaryota; Metazoa; Chordata; Chondrichthyes; Myliobatiformes; Myliobatidae
Product: atypical chemokine receptor 3-like
Exons: 3
Coding region: 296-1390 (364 amino acids)
Biological process (GO): vasculogenesis; angiogenesis; G protein-coupled receptor signaling pathway
Cellular component (GO): membrane
Molecular function (GO): chemokine binding; G protein-coupled receptor activity; coreceptor activity
Source: RefSeq, a predicted model, not a curated record
CUACUAGCUUGUGUGCCGGACUAAUCGCUGAUCUCCAUUUGGAGGAGUCUUCCUUUAACACCAGAGGAAAUAUGCGCCGCAGCUCAACAGCCUUUCAGUACACAGCUCCACAAGAACAAGAGAAGCAGAUUGCUGCUUUUUCACCUGAAGAGAUCAUCUCAUAUUACCAUGCAGAGAGAUAACAACUAAUUUUAUCAUUGUUUAUCAACAUUGUUUCCUGAGUGUGCGACCUGGAUUUUAUUUUUCCUCCCUAGAAAACUAUUCCAGAGUAUUCCAUCCUUGAUAUUUGAUUGUCAUGGCAUCCACCGACUUGUUAUCUUUCUACGAUUUCAUCGAUGAGCAGAAUAUUUUGGGAACAAAUGAAACCUGGAUCACUUGUAUAAAUGACUCGGAUUGUUGGACCUGGGAAAUUAAUCAUUGUUUUCAAAACAUCAACAAGAGUGCUGUCCUGUAUACAAUAUCAUUCUUUUACUUCCUGAUUUUUAUUAUCGGUUUAGUGGCCAACAUUGUUGUUGUAUAUAUGAACGUGAAAGUGAAUCAAUCCAGACACGAAACACACUUCUACAUCCUGAAUCUUGCCAUUGCAGACUUGUGUGUGGUAAUCACUCUCCCUAUAUGGGUCAUUUCCUUCAUUCAACAUGGUACAUGGCCACUUGGAGAGUUCAUGUGCAAAUUUACUCACCUUAUCUUCAGUGUCAACCUGUUUGGAAGUAUCUUCUUUCUAACAUGUAUGAGUGUGGACAGGUAUGUAUCAGUGAUGUGGUUCCAAGAUGCUUUUGACCAAAAGAAAGUGUUGAACCGUAAGGUUAUAUGCGUGUUUGUCUGGAUUUUUGCCUUACUAGUGUCAGUUCCAGAUUUAAUUUUCUUGAAAGUGAAUAACAAUACUCAUGGUGAGCCCAUCUGUCAUUUGUCUUAUCCUGAGGACAACUAUCGAGAUUGGAUGGCUGGGAUGGAAAUAACUUGCAUUAUUAUUGGAUUUCUUAUCCCAUUCCUCAUUAUUGCAGUCUUCUAUUUCCUCUUAGCAACAGCCAUUCCCAUUGCAAAUGACAAUGAGAAGAAAAAUAGCCGGAAGAUAAUAUUUACCUAUGUGAUUGUUUUCCUUAUCUGUUGGUUUCCUUACCACUCUAUUCUGUUUCUUGAUGUUUUGUGGUUCCUAAAUGUUUUAUCUUUCAGUUGUCAACUAGAAAAGUUCAUAUAUGUGUCUCUUCACAUCACUCAGUGUCUAUCUCUGGUACAUUGCUGUGUCAAUCCCAUACUCUACAGCUUCAUCAACAAAAAUUAUAGAUAUGAUCUUAUGAAAGCUUUCAUUGUCAAAUACUCUGUGAAAUCUGGUAUCAUAAAACUUAAGGAUACCACAGAAACAGAGUGCUGCAUACUUGAGUGUUCCUAAUGUAACCGUUCAUUUUUAAACAGACAUUUCCUUCUCAAAGGCACAAUUAGCUACUGUGGCAAUUCUACUGAUUUUUGUGCAAUUUCUAUUGUAACCUAAAAGGACUUGAGAUGCUAAUUAAAUAUUUCUGGGCACCAUGAACAAAUUUCUAAUUGAGGGAGUUUACACUUGUAAGCAUAUACUUGUCAGAUUAUAUGGAACCAAUUAGUCUUCAAGUUCACAUCUAAGCUACAUAUAUUGAUAAUAUAUACACAAUCUUUAUAUAUGUUUAUGAACUAUAUUAAAUACAGGAUUACAAUAAUAUAAUAUGCUGGUUCGAGGGCUCCAGAUAUUAAGGGAACCAUCUCCUUCCGAGAUGCAGAGAUACCUAGGGUAUGAGUGUAGAAUUAUUUCUACUAACAAAAUCUUAACUACCUUUAAUAUUGCAGUAUUGCAAUAUUCAUUUACAGCAUGCUUCCUCUGCUGAAACUCCCUUUUAUAACUUUUGAAAAAUAAAUCACACGUUUGUUUGCAAAAAAUGUAGAAAGAUAGUAUAUUUCUUUAAAUGGUGAGAGAUUGAAAGAUGUUAGUUUUCAGAGAGAACUGGGUGUCCUUGUACACACUCAGUGUAAGUUUGUCAGCAUUAAUUCCAAAGACGAUCAGUAGCUUGGCAUUUACUGUAAGAGUAAAGAUGUCUCACAGCCCUACAGAUACAACAGCCUUCGAGAUGGGCAGGGUAGAAGAUGAGUGCUAGUCCCAUGACAGGUGCUUAAGCGUAUUUGAUUAAUGUACUCUAGAAAUCUGAAGAAUGAAAAGUGAUGUCAUUGAAACAUGCAAAAUUAUUUUGAAGCUUGACACAAUGAUUUUCUUUUCCUUUGCUUGGAUUUCAACAACCAAUGAGCGCAUUCUCGAAAUAAGAAGUCAACCAUUCAAAGCAAAGAUGGUAUGAAAUUUCAUCCAGAGCUGAUAGUAAAACUUUAUAAUUCCCUCCUAAAGGGUUUGUGGAAGAUCAGCAGUUUAUUUUCAAGAGAGAGAUGAACAGAUUUUUUGAAAUUCAGAUAUCAAAGGGAAAGGGAUUAGUGAAGAAAAGUGGUGUUGAGGUUAAAGAUAGUCUAUGAUAUUACUGAAUGGGACGGCAGACAUGAGGGACUGAAUGGCCUAUUCUUUCCUGUUUUAUACAUUUGUAGCAUUUCAGUGCACCCUCAAAGUCUAUAGGCUCAGAGUCAAGCCGUAUUGCCAUAUUCUAUCCUUCAAUGUUUGCAUUUCUGCAUUUCCAUUUACUCCCACAUUGGUCCAGAAAUACAAUUGUGGUCAAAUCCUUCUAUGUCAUUCAACCUUCCUAACUUUGUAAUCUCCCGUUGAGGCACCCUAUUUGAACUCUGUGUUUCUCUUGUUGCUAUUUGUGCAUCCCUUAGCAUUUUGCACUGUUCAUGAGGACCAUGCCUUUAGCUAUUAAAAUGCAGACUCUGAAAUUAGCCCUUAAACCUCUUUGCUUUCCUCAUUUCCAAACUUUUGCAAAUGUUUUCAGUCACUCCUCUAAUAAUAUUUCAUUCUUAAAACUUGGCAUUCAGCUUCUUUAUAAGUCUCUAUGAUGCUUACCUGCACUGAAGUCAGCUUAUAAAUACAGUUUAUGAAUAUAACUAUAGAUAUCUGUUGAAUUCAAUGCCACCACCCUAAUGGCUUUCCUCAUAAGUUAUUCAACAUUUUGACUUGUGUUUGAAAAUGGUUUACUUUCUUACUCCAAUAUUAUUUAUUUAAUUUAUGUAAUUGGUGCAUGAUUUCUUAAGCAUAGAAUAAAAGUUCCAAAUGCAUGUCGUUAAUUGAUGGAAACUAAAUAAUAUUCUGCUCCAUACCUAGACUUUCUUGAAGUACCACGUCUGGUUAAGCGAUAGGAUUUGUAUCUCCAAUUCAUAAAAUUAUAAGUUUUGAACUGAUACUUAAGUGGAAAUGAGACAUCCAACUGAGACCUUUCCUUUCCACACAGGAAUGUGUGCAUGACCCAAUGACAUUUUUCACAGUUUUCCCAAAGGUAGCAGAGAUAAACAUAUCACAAUUAAGGUGCCAGGUCAUUGGCAUUGUGUUAGCCGCAAUUAGUUGAUUGACGGUAAAGCAGAUUAUGUGAUUACUGUCCCAUUAUUAUUAGUGAGAUCAUUCUGUACGACAAAUGGGCCGUGAUUUUCCUUUUAUUACAGUUUGAUUCCUGAUAUACAAAAUCGACAGUUGUGACAUUCCUUACUGGGAAAGGCCUAGUUUCUGUUUAAUGCUCUAAAAUGUGACACAGAAUUAAAGAUGGAAGUUAGCAGCUGUUUUGUUUAUUAAGCACAUGAAUCAGUCCAUGGCCAACUUUCUGGAUGUAUAUAUCACAUAUACACAAUUCUUUCAUUUGUUUUCAUGAGUAAGCUGGGUUCGAAUGCUGCCACCAGAUUUUCUUCCUGUAGUUAACGUUAUAGCCAACUUGAUGCAUAACCAUAUCCUCAUAUAACAUAUAUUACCCUUAUUUACAAUGUAGGAUACCAUUCUGCCCAUUAAAGCUAUGCCAGCUCUCAGUCCAAUUCCCCAUUUAUUUCCCAAUAACCUACUCUUUCUAAUAUGUCCAUCAACUCCCCCAGUUCUCUUACCAUAUACCUAUAAUUGGGACGAUUUACAGUAGUCAAUGAACUUACCAACAUGUCUUUAAUAUAUGGGAGAGAACCAGAAUAGUCAUGCAAAACCCACACAGCCGCAGAAAAACUCUGAAAACUCCACAGAGAUAGCACUAGAAGUCAGGAUCAAAUCCAUGUCACUGGAGCUGAACAUAGAACAUAGAACAUAGAAUAGUACAGCACAGUAAAGGCCCUUCAGCCCACAAUGUUGAGCUGUAUGGUAGCAGCAUUACCUACUGUGCUAUUAUGCCUUCCAAUUUUGUCGUUAACUGUAGCUUGACAGUUUGACAUGUAAUCAAGGGAUUCAGACAACUCACUUAAGGAAGUGGUGAUUGAUUUGUAUAAAGUAUAGGCUGGGAUCUAACUGAAGGAUUCAGAAAGAGGAUUUAUCAUAUUUGGAAUAAUUGGUAUCUUGGUAUGAAUACCAGGGUUUACAUACAAAAUUUGGAUUUGAAAAAAUAGUUUGUUUCUGAGUUUGUUAUAUUGAUGGAAGCUCCAAUGUUGAUACAGCUUGCUAAUAAUGUUAGUAUGAUAAUAUCCAUGCAGCAAGAUGGCAAAUAAUAAAAAAAUCUUUGUUGAUACAAAACGCUGCAUCAAAGGCAAAGCGAUUAAAAAUAUUGUACAAGCCUCAUCCUAUAGUGAAUCACACUGCAAAAUGUUAAAGUGCUCAGUUGUGUUAACAAUACAUUGGUAUACAGUGGAUUCUGUUUAAUUGGGACACACUGGAUCAAUACAUUUUGGCCCAAUUAAGCAGCUGCCCCAAUUAGCUGAACUUCCAUGGAAAUACUUAAAAGGUAUAAAAAAAGAUCAACUACAGUUUGACUGAGUAACAAUUUAUGUAGUUAAAUGAAAUACAGAACAAGUUUGAAACCAACCAAUAUUAUUACAGUACUAUAAAACUGUGUAUUAGUUCAUAAUAGUAACCAAUGAGGAAGUGUGUAUACAGUGUAUACUACUGCAUUCUUUUUUAAAAAUUUACUUCUUGAAAUACAGUGUGGAGUAGGUCAUUCCUGCCCUUUGAGCCACACUGCCCAACAACCCCUGAUUUAAACCUAUCCUAAUUAUGGGACAAUUUACAAUGACCAAUUAACCUACCAACCGGUAAGUCUUUGGACUGCAGCAGGAAAUUGGAGCACCUGGAGCACGGGGAGAACGUACAAACUCCUUACAGACUGCAGCAAGAAUUGAACGCAGAUUGCUGGUAAUACAAAGCAUUACGCUACUGUGCUGCCCUUUUGAUUUUGAUUCUGUGCUGUGCUUUGCAAAACCAACAAAAUCAGCGCAGACGCCCUAAUUUAGGUAAUGGAUUGCCUUCAUACAAUGCUUUCGACAAUUUCAUCCUCCAAAUCUUCAUUUUCAUUGUAACAUUAAAGAUAAUUGUCGAUAUUUUCAAAUUCUUCAUAGUUCCUAACCUGUUGAAGUAGUAAACUGGUUUCAUUUUCACUCCCGGCCUUUUCUGGCAUCUCCAAGUCUGAAUGCUUGAAACCACAAUGAGCAAAACAGUUCUGUAUUGUCUUACUACUUAACUCACAGCAACUUUCGGUGACAAAAAUUCUCCCAAAUAAGGGGCUACCCCAAUUAACCGAUGGCCUAAUUAACCAAAAUCCACUGUGUUUAGUUUGCAUAGAUCAAAGAUUUAUAAACCGUUCCAAUGUUCUGACAUAUAAGGGCAAAUACAUUUCAAUAAAUAUGAUACUGAACUUAAAUGUUGUAAAUAGUUGUCAAAUAUAGUUUUUUAAAAUGUCUGACAUAAUAUGACCGGGGAAAAUGAUCGAAGUAUUGAUGUUGUCUUUACAGAACCAUCUCCAGAGUUUCUUUUAUUUUGUAAUGAGCUGAAAUAUUACAAACCUCUCUCUAGUGUAAUUCAGUCUCCUUAAUGCCCUUAUGAUAUUCCAGAAAUAAUACUUAGUGAUUUUUUAAAAUUACGAAUCAAUAAUAAGAGUGAUCACUAUCCUGAUACAAACCAACCAUUUUUAAUGAGAAAGCUUAGAUACAUGUGUUCUGCUAAGAAUCCUGAAAUUCUUAACUGGACUGUAGAUUAGAUUAAAUAUACCACAUAGGUGAAACUAUCUUUCAUUAAAACUACCUUUUAAAGAGUUAGAGACUUAUUAUUUUAAGCCAUAAGAUUUAAACAGGGUUUCUUGGUGUCAAGUAUUUGUAAGCAGACCAUUGAAGGUGUAUGACUCUCAGUGCAGCAUUUUUAUACACAAGCUCACAACAGUAAGGAAAGAGAACAAAUGGGAUAUUGACAUAUUGGUUAGCACUGGUAUUUCAGAGGCCUCGACUAAUGGUUUGGAGAUGGGAAUUCAAAGCCCAGCAUAACAUUUGUGAAUUAAAAUUUACGUAAUACAAUGAUCUGGAUAUUUUUCGCAAAUACAGUGUGUCAAACAGAGUUAAUAUUUCACGUUGAAGAUGUUCCAUUGAUGCAUUCUGGAAUUUAAACCAGUCAUCGUAAUGGGGAAAUUAAACAAAUGGAUUGUACUAAAACCUACCUGUUUUGUUAUUGUCAUUCAGAGCUUUAUUAACAGAGGAAUUUCAUUAAAGA